UAAUUAAAUAUUAGUCAAGCAAAAAAAAUUAUAUAAAGAUAUUUUCUAAAUUAUUUCUUAGAUAUGAGUGUUUUAAAAAAAAUUAACACAAUAGUAAGUAUAUAUUUUGAUAAAAAAAUAUUUGACAUUUAUAAAUAUGUUGAUGUUUGAUUUAACUAUUUAAAACCAUAAAUAAUAAUUUAUUAUGUUGGUUUUAGAUUAAUAAAACAUAAACUAAUAAGUAUUCAUAAAAAGUUUAUGCCUGCAUGUGCGGGCAAAACACCUAGUUUAAGAGUAACUUAAUAACUUAAAAAGCUAUACUAAAACCAAUAACUAAACUUUAAUAUAAGUUUUUAUUUACGUUUACUCUAUCCAACUUAUGAAACCAAAAUAAUGAUGUUCUAACUAUCUUAAAGCCAAGAAUUCUUUUAAAUGAAUGGCCUAAAAUUAUUGAAGCAAACUAAUCGUUUGAAAAAUGUAUUUUUUAAAAAAAUAUUGAAUGGCCAAAAAUCAAGACAAAUAUAAGAACACUGUUAAUCAAAAAAUUAUGUAGAGAGUAAUUUGGAUGUUUCAUGACCAAUGAAACAAUCUCGCAGCUUGAACGCAGUUUCCAGCUAAAAAGGUUAAAUUUUACAUACCGAUUCCGUUAUUCAUCUUUCUUAUGGACUAUUAUUUAUGCCGUUUUUAUUGUUCAUAUCAAAGCUGUCCACAUAAGAAAUAACAAUUAACAAAAUAUAAUUAUAUGGUCUUUUCAACAGAUUUCAGUUUUGAAACACAUUUUUAAAAGCUAAGCAUCGAGAACAAACCAAAUCCCAAGGCAAAGAACACGAGACAAAUUAUCACAGGAAGGGGAAAAAAUGACGUUUAACAGUGAUAGGUUUAUAAAAACCCUAGCGUGGUUCCUUGUGGUGCACUUCACCGCAUUCUCCUACGCCGGGAGGUCACAUUUCGUCACAACGGAGCUAAACAUCCGUAAUGAAAUGCAAGGCUUGAAACGUCCAGAGAUCGUUUACUUCUGUCAAGCUUUAAACAGUGGCCUUGAAUACGGAUGGAGACGAGCCAAGAAGCCACCAUUGGGCCAUACCCUCCAUGUACUCUUGGAAGGUGGCCAGAAGCUAGAGGAGGAGAUUCACCGCUGCCAUUUCAGGUCCGUGCGCGGUACAGCGGACGUAGAUAUUCGUAUGACCGCGAUAGAUGCCGAGAUGUGUAAUGAUAAAAAGGCAUGUGCAGUUCAUGAGGUUACACCUGAAGGGAUAAUUUUUGAUGGUAAGGAAUGGGAUUUUGAGGAGAGGUAUCCACGGCUGAUACCGAGGAGAUACCUUGAAGCUAAGUGGAAACCUUGGCCAAGACGCAGCGACCGUGUGGCCCAGGGAAGCCCACGUAGGCGCGGGGGUUCACAAUGA
Messenger RNA from Brassica rapa (field mustard), 1382 nucleotides. RefSeq lists its product as uncharacterized. The record is from RefSeq and is a predicted model, not a curated record. Lineage: Eukaryota; Viridiplantae; Streptophyta; Magnoliopsida; Brassicales; Brassicaceae.